Messenger RNA from Debaryomyces hansenii CBS767, 1524 nucleotides. Its product is annotated as DEHA2G19580p. Gene Ontology annotation, cellular component: membrane. Gene Ontology annotation, biological process: transmembrane transport. Gene Ontology annotation, molecular function: transmembrane transporter activity. The record is from RefSeq and is a predicted model, not a curated record. The coding region runs from base 1 to 1524 and encodes 507 amino acids. Lineage: Eukaryota; Fungi; Ascomycota; Pichiomycetes; Serinales; Debaryomycetaceae. The transcript has a single exon.
AUGAGUGAUAAAGUUAAACGCCCAUCCGAAGUUGAAAUUCAACCCAAAACAUCUAAUUCAAGCAAUGAAUCUUUAGGAUUAGACCAUAUCACUUCAGCAAAUGGAGAUAUUAUUCCAGUGAAUAAUCAUUACAUCGAUCAUGCGCUUGAGAGGAGAGUUUGCCGCAAGUUAGAUUUUAGAAUUUUACCACUAGCUGCAGUGAUGUAUCUUUUCAAUGCAUUAGAUAAGGGUAAUAUUAGCAACUCUAAGACAGAUGGAAUUGAUAUAGACUUAGGAAUAACAGGUGAUAGAUGGAAUUUGAUGCUAUCGAUUUUUUAUAUACCAUUUGUAUUAUUUGCAUUUCCUAUAUCGUUGAUAAUUAAGAAAUACAAUCCAGCUAGGGUUAUUCCUGUAUUGAUGUUUACAUUUGGAUCAGUUACUUUAUUGGCAGUAUCUGUAUUUGAUUUCGGAUCAUUAAUGGCCGCAAGAUGGUUUUUGGGAAUGGCAGAACUGGCAUUUUUCCCAGGUAUUAUUUACUACCUAACCAGGUUCUACCGUCGUGGUGAAUUAGCUAGAAGAUUAUCAAUUUUCUAUGCAGCAGCAAAUAUUGCCAAUGCAUUUUCUGGUUUACUUUCAUACGGUGUUUUUCAAAUCAAUAGCCCUCACUUGCAUGGCUGGCAGAUAUUGUUUUUGAUCGAAGGUAGCUGUACGGUAUGCAUUGCAGUAAUCGCAUAUAUAUAUUUACCAAGGUCAGUGGAAGCUGCAAAGUUUUUCACUGAAGAAGAAAGAGCUUGUGCUAUUCACCGUAUUAUGACAGAUUCUUCUGCUGAGAUAGAAGAAAAGCUUUCAUUAAGCGAUGCGAUAAAGGUCUUCAAACACCCAGUAGCUGUUGCAUGGAUGUUUGUAGAAAUAUGUAUCGGGGUUCCAAUCAAUUCAAUCAAUAACUGGUUUCCCCAAAUUAUUGGGGCCUUAGGCAAGUCCACGGUCGAAACUAACUUGUUCACAGUAGCACCAAAUAUAUGGGGUGCUAUAUCUUUGAUCAUUAUUGCAUUUUCGUCCGAUUUCUUAAGAAUCAGAUCACUCUUCAUUUGUAUUGCAGUGUUGUCUACGUUAAUUGGUUUUGCAGUUUUCGGUGCAAUAGACAUCGAAAAUAACAUACUGGCUGCAUAUUUUUCGUGCUUCUUGAUGACUACUGGUACCUCGGCCGCUUCGGUUCUUACAUCGACGUGGUACAAUAAUAACACUCCUAACGAAAAUCGUCGUAUAGUCAUUAGUUCCGUGGGUGUUCCUUUAGCAAACGCCGCAGGUUUAAUUUCCACCAACAUUUUCAGACCAAAGGAUGCCCCAAAAUAUGUACCAGCUCUAGGUAUCACUGCUGGAUUCGGCGGCUUAGCAAUUAUAAUAGUUUCUUCGAUCGUAUUAUUCAUGAUGUAUGAUAAUCGCAGGAGAAACAAAUCGCAAGGUGUCAAUUUGACUUUCAGAGAUGUGCCCACUUCCGAGCUUCGUGAAGGCCCUGCCAACCCAAGCUACAGAUGGAUGUACUAG